Messenger RNA from Gordionus sp. m RMFG-2023, 1906 nucleotides. RefSeq lists its product as uncharacterized. Lineage: Eukaryota; Metazoa; Nematomorpha; Gordioida; Chordodea; Parachordodidae. The record is from RefSeq and is a predicted model, not a curated record. The coding region runs from base 57 to 1805 and encodes 582 amino acids. The transcript is spliced from 2 exons. Gene Ontology annotation, molecular function: protein binding. Gene Ontology annotation, biological process: intracellular protein transport. Gene Ontology annotation, cellular component: nucleus; cytoplasm; vesicle membrane.
UUAUUUUAUUUUUUAUAUUUUUUUCUAAUAUAAAAUAUUUUAGUCCAUAAAAGAAAAUGUUCAAGACUUACGAUAUUUGCUUGCCCAACAAAAAAUGGAAAAAAUAUACAGUAUCACUCUACUCGUCGUUGUCCGAUUUUAUAGAUAAAGUGGGGAAGGAGCACAAUUUUAAUAGCGAAAAUUAUUCGUUAAUUCACCGAGGUAACGAAUUGGAUAAAUCCCGCCAUUUUCAGACUUAUUCGAAUAUUCCUAAUAAUGGGCGAAUCGAGUUUAUAUCGAAAUCGCCUUCUUUGGGAGAUCCAAAUUCCGUACAAUCGAAUAUCUUAUUAAAAAAUGAGGCUUCGACUAGUUCGCAAAAUUAUUUAUUGAAAGAUAGUAAUGCUAUUAACCUCGCGUUGGUGAUAGAAAAGUCCCCGAAUUUUAAUUUUGAAGGGAAAAUACAAUUUAAGGUUAGCAGUAGCGACACGCUUUGGUCCAUACUGACUACAAAGCGCGAUGACUGCCAUGAUCCCAUUUUUAAACGACUCGCUCAAUAUUUAAUUAGUAAUUUUGGUAGUUAUAAGGAAUAUAUCCCGCAAGUAAUCUAUUUUAGACAAAUUAUAUGUGGCGUUAAGGAUUUGACCGACACCACGCUUCAAACAUUGGGGGUUCACGACGGAUCAGUUAGAAUUAAAUUUAAGUUUGUUCAUCAAGAAUCGAUAUUAAAGGAGAAUGAAGAACCACUCCAACAGAUGCCUAAAGGUCAUAUAUUUCCUUCAAAAAUAGUAAAUGCAUCUCUAUUAAAAUCGAAAUACGAUAAACUUUAUGAAAACAAACAAAGUAUUAAUAUAUCUACGUAUCAAUCGGAUUUCAAUAAUGUUUUAAAUGAAAAAACUUUUAAUACAAAACAAGAUAAUCUUAUUCAUAACGAUGGGCAUAAUUUUAAAACAAAAACCCAAAAUAAUCUGGAUGGUACUUACAAAAAGCUUAAAAUGACUCCUGACAUUCCCUCAACAUCCUUCAAUUAUCAACAAAAUCCUCAUAAUCCCGAUAAUUUGCCGCGCAAUAAUGAAAACCAACCGGCGAUUAUAAAAAGUGACAAUCAUAAAAAUAAUACGCCAUAUAAUUUAGAUACAAAAUCUUUCGCGAAAAUUAACGUCGACAACCUAUUUUCAUCCAUUACCCUAAAUAACACCAAUCCUCCCUUGGAUAGGAAAGCUUUUUAUUAUCUCAUGCCACUUAAUAAGGGCCUGGAAAAAUCAACUCUCGCUUCACAAGCCAUUCCUGACGAAUUUUUCGAAUUGACUGAACUAGAUGUUCGUUUUAUGUUGUCGGAUUUAGUGAAAAGGAGGCAGGAUCUAGAAAACGCGCCACUCAAAACUCGUGAGAUGAUGCAACUGGAAGCGAUGAAUAAGAUGCAUAGAUAUCCAAAAUGUCUAGUCAGAUUACAUUUGCCAAAGCAUAAUCCCAUGGUGGUUUUCGAAGAAUGUGACAGGGUGUAUAUUCAAGCUAUGUUCAGAUCCGAUGAAACUUUAUCAGAUUUGUACAAUUUUGUUAAAGAAAGCAUACCAGUAUUGAAGAUAGGUCAGACGUCGUUUUACUUAUUUACCGCACCUCCCAAACAUUUGUUGCAAAAUACAAAUCACAUUACGCUAUUCGAUGCCAAUCUAUAUCCUAGCACCAUAAUUCACAUUGGUUUUAAUCCAGGACUUAAGUCCGUUAAAAAUGAAUUGAACAAUACUAUUAAACUACCAAAAUAUUUAGCGAAGGAUGCUGAGUUAAUGAUGAACGAUUUUUUUGUAGAACUAGGAACGGAUAAAAAAUAGUUGAUUUUAAUAUAAAAUAUGUGAGAACAUUAUUUAUUGGUAAAAUUUUGAUAUAGGGUGACAUUAUUUAAUCGCUCAGAAUAAAUAAAUAAUUUCUUAUU